Messenger RNA from Theobroma cacao (cacao), 1202 nucleotides. Its product is annotated as protein transport protein SFT2-like. Lineage: Eukaryota; Viridiplantae; Streptophyta; Magnoliopsida; Malvales; Malvaceae. The record is from RefSeq and is a predicted model, not a curated record. Gene Ontology annotation, biological process: vesicle-mediated transport. Gene Ontology annotation, cellular component: membrane.
ACAUAAUUUAUUUUCUCGCAAAGUCUGAAACGAGAAAUGCAUUUCACCUUUACUCCCAAACAGUCCCUAAUUCCCUCCAAAUUAAGGAAUCUACAAAAAAGAAAGAAACCAUCGGUGGAGAUGGUAAAGUAAAUACUAUUAGCGACCGCAGCUGGCGCGAAACCACACUGCAAGAUCUCAAAACCUCCAGAGAUCUAAUCUGAACCCACUGAAUUCCAAGCUUUCGUUGGCCCAAAAGCAAAAGCGUCAAGAACAAAGUUAAAUAAAUAAAAACAGGGAAGGAAAAAUGAAGAACACGGCGCAGUCUUGGUUCCUAGGAGGACCCAGCAGCGGCGGUGUCGAUCAACAGAAAUCGCCGUCUUUGUUGGCGGAUUGGAAUGCCUACGCCGCUUCCCAAGACGCUGAUUCUUCCGCUCUUGGGUUCGAUCUCGAAGCCGCUGUCCGUACUACCUCCGAUAAAGUCAGCGGCACCUUUAACGUGGUCUCAAAAGGAGUCAGAGACUUACCAGGCAGCUUUCAAUCUGCAACUAGCAAUGUCCCAUCUGGUAAAUCCUUAAUGUAUUUUGGGGUGUUUCUUGCUGCUGGAUUGUUCUUUGUCUUCAUUGCGUUCACCAUGUUCCUUCCAGUGAUAGUACUGGUGCCGCAGAAGUUUGCUAUCUGCUUUACAAUCGGUUGUGCGUUAAUUGUUGGCUCAUUCUUUGCCUUGAAAGGUCCUCGAAAUCAGCUUGCACACAUGUCCUCCAAAGAGAGGCUGCCUUUUACUUUGGGUUUUGUCGGCAGCAUGGUGGGAACUAUUUAUGUUUCCAUGUGGCUUCAUAGUUACAUUCUUUCUGUGCUGUUCUCUGUAUUACAGGUCAUUACGCUAUCUUACUAUGCCAUGUCCUACUUCCCCGGAGGAUCUGCUGGAUUGAAAGUUCUUUCUUCUACUCUUGCCUCAUCAGUGUUGAGAUGCUUUGGGAGGUGAUAUUGGUGUCUGGUUUUUUCAUAUAGUAGUUUGGUCGUUCAUAAGUUACAGCUUUCUACAAGAUUCAGGUUCUUCCAGUAUCACUUGUUGUGCAACAUUUUAAGAUAUAAUUGAGUUGCUCUUCAAAUGGUAAAUUCAAAUGUGAUUCACCUUAUUAUAGGGAGAUGAUAAAUUAUUGUACAUUUUUUGCCUCUAAAAUCAAAAUAGCAGACGUGGUAACAUUGCAUUUUUUCUAAUA